Messenger RNA from Elaeis guineensis (African oil palm), 1485 nucleotides. RefSeq names its product protein EXORDIUM-like 7. Lineage: Eukaryota; Viridiplantae; Streptophyta; Magnoliopsida; Arecales; Arecaceae. The record is from RefSeq and is a predicted model, not a curated record.
CCAGUCUUGUGAUUCCAAUCCUUAAUUAAACCACCGCUACUUUGAUGGUGGCACCACAUCCACAAGCAUGGUUCUUAGUUCCUCCAGAUAUUGAAGCAAUGUAUAAAAAGCUAUUGAGACCUAGUUAUCAUUUAAUAUUAGACAAAAUGAUUACACUAGCCAUGAUUCAAAAUAGAGCCAAAGUUUUGAUGCAAGUUCUAAAAGGGCUUUGAGCCUCUUAUAUGCAAGAGAUUGCCAUCUCCUUGAAACAAAGGAAAGAUGAACAAGUUUUGCUGUCUCUUGCUCUCCUCACUCUCCCUCUUCUCCACCAUGGUCUUCUCUUGGCAAGACCGAAAGCCCUACCAACCUGACUACUUAGAAGGCUCCUCCCAGCUGGUGAACCUUGCAUACCACAUGGGCCCCGUGCUCUCCUCCUCCCCCACCAACCUCUACACCAUUUGGUAUGGCCGUUGGGAUCCAACACAAGAAGCCAUCAUCAAAGACUUCCUCCUCUCCCUCUCCUCCCCUUCUCCUUCGCCUUCCGUCGCCGACUGGUGGCGCACCGUCCGCCUCUAUACCGACCAAACUGGAUCCAACAUAACCGGCACCUUCGUGCUCGCCGGGGAGCACCGGGACUCCGAGUACUCGCACGGCACGACGCUCUCCCGGUUGGCUAUCCAAUCCGUCAUCAAGUCCGCGGUCGCUGCAUAUCCUCAGCCAUUGCCACUGGACGCCUACAAUGGUCUGUACUUGGUACUGACGUCGCCGGACGUCCGAGUGGAGGACUUUUGCAGGGAAGUGUGUGGCUUCCACUACUUCACCUUUCCGGCGAUCGUCGGAGUGACGGUCCCGUACGCAUGGGUUGGCCACAGUGGGUCUCAGUGUCCUGGAAUGUGUGCGUACCCUUUCGCAUCGCCGGAUUACGUCGGAGGAGCGGGGAACAACGCCAGCGGCCGCAGCAUGGAAGUGUUCAGAGCACCGAACGGUGACGUCGGGGCCGAUGGCAUGGUGAGCGUGAUCGGGCAUGAGCUGGCAGAGAUGUCGAGCAACCCGCUGAUCAAUGCAUGGUACGCCGGCGGUGAUCCGACCGCCCCAACGGAGAUCGCCGACCUGUGCAUCGGGGUUUAUGGGACAGGAGGUGGUGGGGGGUACGUGGGGAGUGUGUAUAAGAGUUCGGAGGGGGAGGGCUACAACUUGAAUGGUGUGAAGGGGAGGAGGUUCUUAGUCCAGUGGGUGUGGGAUCCUGUUAGGAAGAGUUGCUUUGGGCCUAAUGCAAUCCACUGAGGAGUUUAUUUUGGGUGGUUUCUUAUCUUGAUCCAGCUUCGGGGAUGGAGAAGGACAGCUGUUUUCGUUUUUAUUCCUUGUUCUUUCUAUAGUAUUAAUUUGAGAGAAUUUUGUGUAUUUGGUUUGUGUCUUUCAGUAAUUUGAGCAAUUUCGGAGACCUCCACGGAUUGUGUCUGGUUAUAUUUCCCAGAAAAUAUGAUGUAUUUACGAUAAAUCAUUAAU